AUGGCUCGAAAGCCAUAUUUCGGCCUGCAGGGCAAUGCCUUGCUGCGAGCAGCCAUCAUGCUGGUCGUUUGUCCGACGUUCACCUGUUACGGUUACAACAUGAGUGUGGCAGGUGGUUUGUUGACGCUGUCGGCUUUCAAUCAUCAGUUCCCCCGAAUGGACACGAUUAACACCACCGGUGUGGAGCAAAAAGACAACUCGCAAAUCCAAGGAACCGUCAUCGCUCUCUAUACAGUGGGUGGCAUCUUCGGCGCACUCUCCUGCGUCUACCUAGGUGAUCUGCUUGGGCGUCGCAAAGUCAUUUUCUUCACAAACCUCAUCUCCAUCAUCGGUGCCAUUCUCAUGGCAACAUCUUUUCAAUUUUCGCAAUUCAUUGUCUCUCGGCUCGUGCUCGGACUUGGAACAGGCGGCUACAUUGCAACGGUACCGGUCUGGCAGUCGGAAAUCUCUCCGGCUGAUAAGCGUGGCUCAAACGUUGUGACAGACGGCAUUUUUAUGGGUGUGGGUGUUACCCUUGCCUUAUGGCUUGACUUGGCAUUCUAUUUUGUGCAGGGGAGCUCGGUCUCAUGGCGCUUCCCGCUUGUGUUCCAAGUGAUUUUCUCGGGGACUGUAAUGGCAUUUAUCUAUUUCCUUCCUGAAUCACCCCGGUGGUUGAUCAUGACCGGUCAAAUUGACCCGGCGCGCUCUGUUCUGGCAGCUCUUCUUGAGGCUGAACCUGAUUCAGCAACCGUGACCGACAGUAUUGAGACCAUUGAGGCCUCUCUUUCUCUGUGCGGAUCUGGAAAGUGGACAGACAUGUUCACCAAUGGAAAACAGCGCCUUUUCCACCGCACGUAUAUCGCGGCCACUGGCCAGAUGUUCCAGCAGAUCUGCGGUGUCAAUCUCAUUACAUUCUAUGCCACCAACAUCUUCGAGCAGUACCUCGGCAUGGACCCUGUGCGCGCCCGAGUUCUAGCCGCUGCCAUGGGUCUCAUGCAACCCUGCGGUGGCUUCCUGGCGUUUUUCACCAUCGAUCGUCUGGGUCGCCGACCACUCAUGCUCUGGAGUGCCGGGGCAAUGGCAAUUUGCAUGGCUGGCCUUGCAGGGACAACGUCUCAAAAACACAACACCGGUGCUUUGGUCGUCGCUGUCAUCUUUCUGUUCGCCUUCCAGCUGAUUUUCACCAUCGGCUUUGCUGGAAUGACAUUCCUGUAUGCGGCGGAGAUGGCUCCACUUCAGAUCCGAGCCGCUGCGAAUGCGGUUUCCACCAGCACCGUGUGGGCCUUUACCUUUUUGCUUGCGCAGGUCACGCCCAUUGGUUUUGCGACCAUCGAGUAUCGGUAUUAUAUCAUCUUUGCCGUGCUCAAUGCGAUAAUUGUGCCGUCUAUCUACUUCUUUUUCCCGGAGACCAAGGGAUUUUCCUUGGAAGAAAUCGAUGCCAUCUUCGAGCAGUCAAAUAGCAUCCUUGAUCCACCUCGAAUCGCACGUGCCAUGCAACUGGCACAGUCCAGGAAGAUACUCUCAAAAGAGGAUGGCCUGGCGGCAGAUCAAAACGCCGUCAAAGAAACUAUGAACUGUUGA
This is a messenger RNA of Penicillium diatomitis, 1560 nucleotides long. RefSeq lists its product as uncharacterized. The transcript is spliced from 2 exons. NCBI's taxonomy places the organism in Eukaryota, Fungi, Ascomycota, Eurotiomycetes, Eurotiales, Aspergillaceae. The coding region runs from base 1 to 1560 and encodes 519 amino acids. The record is from RefSeq and is a predicted model, not a curated record. Gene Ontology annotation, cellular component: membrane. Gene Ontology annotation, biological process: transmembrane transport; carbohydrate transport. Gene Ontology annotation, molecular function: carbohydrate:proton symporter activity.